CAAAGCGAUCAGCAGCAGCGACGGCAAGAACUGCCAAGUGUUUAUCUGCAACAGCUGGAAGCGGUAACGGAGGCUACAAAGGCUUUUGAAGUUGAGUCGACACCAGUGGAGGCGUUGUUACGCGAAGUUGAGCCUGAACUAGUGACGAAAAGAAGCAUCCUGAAAAAUUCCAAAAUUCAAAGCUCACCGGUAUUUCUCAAGUCUUCUGUGUCAGUUUUCUCGGAAGCAAACAAAUAUGUGCAUAGCAAUCGUGUGACUUUUGCGGAUCCCCUUGUUUCGAGCAUUUUUUCGAUUCCAGCAAUAAUUCCGGAGGAACAGCAGAUAGCGACACCAGCAGCACAACAAGCUGGUUAA
Messenger RNA from Gongylonema pulchrum, 354 nucleotides. The record is from the annotation of a GenBank genome assembly. Lineage: Eukaryota; Metazoa; Nematoda; Chromadorea; Rhabditida; Gongylonematidae.